Hevea brasiliensis (rubber tree) is the source of this 1070-nucleotide messenger RNA. RefSeq lists its product as uncharacterized. The coding region runs from base 227 to 880 and encodes 217 amino acids. Lineage: Eukaryota; Viridiplantae; Streptophyta; Magnoliopsida; Malpighiales; Euphorbiaceae. The transcript has 2 exons. The record is from RefSeq and is a predicted model, not a curated record.
GUUGUUACUCUGAUGAGGCAGUCGAUUUGGCCCUUGACAAUGCAACUUGCACCAAAGUGCAACUUGUACGGCACCACGGCUAAGGAAAAUGUCAACGGGUGGAGUGCAGAAAACAAAUAAAACUCUCGUCAAAUCCAUUUAAAAGCCGAACAGCUUCUACACCUCUAGGAUGCGUCCUUAGUUCUCAGGUCUAACAGAAUAAUACCCAAGUGAUAUAGAGAGAAAUAUGAAGCUGGUUUGGUCUCCGGAUACAGCUCUAAAAGCUUAUAUUUAUACUGUUAAAUCAUGUGGGAAUUUCAAAGAAUCCGGCGUACCUGAGCUCCUCUCUGCCAUGGCAGCCGGCUGGAACGCUAAGCUAAUCGUCGAAUCCUGGUCAUACGGUGGUUCAAUGGCCACGAGCAUCGGAUUAGCUGUCGCUGCACAUCACACUUGCGGAAGACACGUGUGCAUAGUCAUGGAUGAACGGUCACGAACUGAGUAUAUAAAAUCCAUUCAAGGCGCGGGCAUGACGAAGACGGAGGUUAUCGUAGGGGAAGCGAAAGAGGUAAUGGCGGGUCUUGCAGGGGUGGAUUUUUUGGUGGUGGAUUGUAAACGGAGGGAUUUUGUUAGGGUUUUAAGGUUCGCUAAGUUGAGCCAUGAAGGCGCUGUUUUGGUACGCAAGAAUGCGUUUCAGAGCACCCUUUCUGGGUUUAGAUGGCAUGGGGUGCUUGAGAAAGGGACACAUGUCGUGAGAUCGGUGUUUUUGCCAGUUGGGAAAGGAUUGGAUAUCGUGAAUGUAGGGAGUAGUGGUGGUGGAGUUGCGAGUUCAAAGAGGAGCCCUAGCCAUUGGAUUAGGUGUAUAGAUCAAAAGUCAGGUGAGGAGCACGUGUUUGGGGGUUAAAUUUUUGGCGGUGCUAGUGCUUCAAGUUAAAGAAUAAAGACUGCAAUGGCCAGCCAUGGAGUUCAAUGUAGGGUGUGAGCUAUUUCCUUUCUAAAAACAGUACUUGUGGUUCAAAGAGUUCAGAUCGUAUAUUUAUGUAUGGUAAAUAUCGCUUUAUCACAAUAUUAUGGGUGUGAUUUACUUUUUGAUA